AUGGUACGUGUGGAUUUAUCGAAAUUAAUACAGCUACAAACGAACGCUAGCCAGGUGCGAAACAUCUGCAUUCUGGCACAUGUGGAUCAUGGCAAGACGACACUUGCCGAUAGUUUGAUUGCAAGCAAUGGCAUCAUUUCCACGCGCUUGGCCGGAAAAUUACGCUACAUGGAUAGCCGGCCCGAUGAACAGGAGCGACAAAUCACCAUGAAAAGCAGUAGUAUCGCGCUGUACUUUCGGAACGAAUCAAACGAGAACAAUACCACCGACGAAUAUUUGGUAAAUUUGAUCGAUUCACCAGGGCACGUGGAUUUUAGUAGCGAAGUUUCGACCGCCAUUCGGCUGUGUGAUGGAGCCAUCAUCGUUGUUGAUGUGGUUGAGGGCGUUUGUCCCCAGACCCGUGUAUGUUUGCAGCAGGCGUACAACGAGCAAUUGUCGACCGUUUUGUUGUUGAACAAAGUCGAUCGUUUGGUGCUGGAAAAGCGUCUCGAACCGGCAGAAGCGUACCAGCAUCUGGCGCGGGUGCUGGAGCAGGUUAAUGCCGUGGUGGGAAACCUUUUCGCGACGGAUGUUUUUGCAAGGGAGCAAAUUAGUACCGCAGUCGAUCAAACAUCCGCCCUGGAGGAGGCGGACGAUUCCUUUCUGUACUAUUCACCCCAGCAGGGCAACGUACUGUUCGGAUCGGCUCUCGACGGAUGGGCAUUCGAUUUGGCAACCUUUGCCCGGCUAUACCAGGGAAAGCUGGAAGGUGUAACGGACAGUGGAGCCCUGUUGAACGCGUUGUGGGGUGACUAUUUUUAUUCUCCCCGUAAAAAAGCGAUCGAAUCUGGUGCAACCGAAAAAGGCCGUAAACCACUCUUCGUACAGCUGGUUCUAGAGAAUCUGUGGAAUAUUUACGCGCUGGUAGAAAAUCGAGACGAAGCCAAACUACGUGCCAUCUCGGAACGUUGCGGCGUGGUACAGAAUGGGCGCGAUUUGCGGCACGCUGAUGGACGAAUUCCCGUACGGAAUCUGCUCUCCGGGUGGUUGCCAAUGGAACGAUCACUGCUGGGGGCGGUUUGUCGUUCGGUUCCCAACCCAAGCGGUAUUAGUGAGAUGAAGGCUGAAAAGCUACUGUGCUCUAGGUUGGCCGAUUUCGGAUCUUAUCCACCGGAAACCCAAGUACUAAAGCAGGACAUUAUGCAUUGCGCUGCGGACAGUGAACGGUUGAUUGUGUUCGUUUCAAAAAUGUUUCCCAUCGAGCAUGGAUCUCUGGCCGCAGCUAAGGACACGUUGGAACGGUUAACGAAGGCUCUUUCCUUAAGCGAUGGAAGGGAAGCUGAUGAUGAGCACGAUGGAGCAACGGAGAUAUUUCUUGCCUUCGCUAGAGUAUACAGUGGGACACUUAGGAAAGGAUCUCGUGUGUUUGUCAUUGGACCGAAGUAUGACCCACGGACGAUGCACUCGAACGAUAGUGAUGCUAUAAAUCCGCACCUUGUCGAGAUCGAGGUUGAUAGUCUCUUUCUGCUGAUGGGACGGCAGCUAGAACCGGUUGAUUUGGUCCCGGCUGGCAAUAUAGUCGGAAUAGGAGGUUUGCAAAACGUGGUCCUGAAGACGGCGACACUCAGCAACACGCGGUUCUGUCCACCGUUUGUCGAUCUUCCCUUGAUAGCGACACCGAUCCUGCGAGUUGCCGUUGAACCGAAGGAUAUUCAAAAAAUGCCUCAACUUGUACGUGGACUAAAGCUUCUCAAUCAAGCCGAUGCGUGUGUCGAGGUGCGUGUUCAAGAGAGUGGCGAACACGUCCUACUGACCCUAGGUGAAGUACACCUGGAACGGUGCAUAAAGGAUCUGCAGGAAACGUACGCCAAGAUAAAGCUAAACGUAUCGAAACCGAUCGUACCGUUCAAGGAAACAAUUGUGCCGUUCGUGCCAACUUCGGAGGAUAACCCGGAGGAAGAAAUAGCGAAGGACAGAGAGAAAGAUAAAACCGUUACCCUUCAGACGCCAAAUCGUCAAUGUACAAUAAAACUAGUAGCGAUGCCAAUUUCACACGAGGUGGUGGAUCUGCUAAACGCUAACGAAUCGGUGCUGAAAGCGUACGUUAGAGCACACGAAGUUAAACAAAAUCUUCCACAAGCGCUGCAGGAUUCAAUCCGUGAGCUCAGAUCAAAUCUGAUAAAACAUUUACCCGAAACGGUUCCGUUCGAUCGCAUUUGGUCCUUAGGGCCGAAGAAAUGUGGUACUAAUCUGCUGAUUAAUUGUACCGAUUUCAAGCACACUUCCGUGUGGUACGGAAAUGAGGCAGACGAACGACAAACAGAUGAUCCGCGGACUCAGUACGAGUCGUCAUUUUUGAACGGGUUCCAGAUGGCAUCCUUAGCCGGACCAUUGUGCGAUGAACCGAUGCAAGGUGUUUGCUUUUUAGUCGAACGCUGGGAGGUUGAUGUAACGAUUGGGGUGGAUCUUGCGUCUGUUGCUUCUCACGGACCACUCUCGGGACAAAUCAUGUCAGCGGUUAAGGAGGGAUGUAAAAAGGCUUUCCAAAAUCAACCCCAGCGGCUGGUUCAUCCAAUGUACAGUUGCAAUAUAACCGUAAAAUCGGACGUACUCGGCAAAUUGUACGCGGUGAUUGGACGGCGACAUGGCCGCAUCCAGUCGGCGGAUCUGAUUGAAGGCAGCGGCCAGUUUGAUGUGACGGCCGUCAUCCCGGUGAUUGAGUCGUUCAAUUUUGCGACCGAAAUACGGAAGCAAACGUCCGGUCUGGCGAUGCCCCAGCUCGUGUUCAGCCACUGGGAAACGGUCGAUAUCGAUCCGCACUGGGUACCGUCGACGGAGGAGGAGUACCUGCAGUACGGCGAGAAGGCAGACUUCACGAAUGUGGCCCGCGUGUACAUGGAUGCAAUACGCGAACGUAAAGGUUUAGCGGUGGAACGGAAGCUGGUCGAGUUUGCCGAGAAGCAGCGUACACUAUCGAAGAAUAAGUAG
Molecule: messenger RNA, 2967 nt
Organism: Anopheles marshallii
Lineage: Eukaryota; Metazoa; Arthropoda; Insecta; Diptera; Culicidae
Product: elongation factor-like GTPase 1
Exons: 3
Coding region: 1-2967 (988 amino acids)
Biological process (GO): cytosolic ribosome assembly
Cellular component (GO): ribonucleoprotein complex; cytosol
Molecular function (GO): GTPase activity; ribosome binding; GTP binding
Source: RefSeq, a predicted model, not a curated record